AUUUUAUAGCGAAGCACAAAACGCAAUGAUACUCUCUUCCUCUUCCCUUAUCACUUCAUCCAUUACUCCACCACAAAACCACCAAUCUCUGAAUCUUCUUUCAAAAUGCAAGAACAUGGAAGAAUUCAAACAAAUUCAUGCUCAAAUGAUAAAAAACGGCCUCCACAAGUCCCAGUUUGCCUUAAGCAAGAUUCUCCAUUUUUGUGCUAUCAACAGUUAUGGCGACCUUUCAUACGCCCUUUCAGUAUUUGACACCAUUGAAGACCAGCCUGAUCCGAUCAUAUGGAACACAAUUAUAAGAGAAUCGACGGGAUAAACGAAGGGAAACAGAUUCAUGGACAUGUUUUGAAGCUUGGACUUAGUUACGAUGUGUUCAUCCACACCUCUUUGAUUAAUUUCUAUUCUCAAAGUGGAGAAUUGGAUGAUGCCAGAUUAGUGUUCGAUAAAAGUCCUCUGAGAGACCCUGUUUCCUUCACAGCAUUAAUCACAGGGUACAUAAGUCGAGAGCGUUUCAAAGACGCUCGUAAACUGUUCGAUGAAAUGCCUCUUAGAGAUGUAGUGUCAUGGAACUCUAUCAUAGCUGGUCAUACUAAAAUCCAACGCUUCCAAGAGGCAAUAGAUCUGUUCAAAGAGAUGCAAAUCGCCAAAAUCAAACCCAAUGAGAGCACACUAGUGACAGUUCUUUCUGCUUGUGCUCAAUCAGGUUGUCUUACAACAGGUGGGUAUGCACAUACACACCAUUAUAAAGAAUCCAUGGACCUCUUUAGAAUCAUGUUGCAAUCAAACCAUAAACCUAAUGAAGUCACAUUGUUGAUGAUUCUUCCCACUUGUGCUCACAUGGGUGCACUUGAUCUUGGCAAAUGGAUCCAUGCUUAUAUCAACAAGAACAUUCCAGAAUCUUCUAACCCUUCUCUUUCCACUAGUCUAAUCGAUAUGUAUGCUAAAUGUGGAGACAUUGAAGCUGCAAAAUCAGUCUUUGAGAGUUUAAAACACAAAAGUUUAGCUUCAUGGAACGCGAUGAUUUCAGGGUUAGCCAUGCAUAGACAAGCCCACAAAGCCAUUGAACUUUUCAAGAAAAUGGUAAAUGACGGUUUCACCCCCGAUGACAUAACUUUUGUUGGUGUUCUAUCCGCAUGUAGCCAUGGCGGACUAGUCAACUCAGGUCGCCACCUUUUUCACUCCAUGAUCCAAGAUUUCAAGAUUUUACCCAAACUACAACACUACGGAUGCAUGAUUGAUCUUUUAGGUAGAGCUGGUUUGUUUGAAGAAGCCAUGGAUAUGAUCAAGAAAAUGGAAGUGAACCCAGAUGGUGCGAUUUGGGGUUCACUUCUCGGGGCGUGUACAUUUUACCAAAAUACCCUUUUGGGUGAAUUCUUUUUCAAGAAAGUUGUAGAAUUGGACCCCGAAAGUUCGGGUGCUCAUGUGAUGUUAUCAAAUCUUUAUGCUGCAAAUGGACAAUGGGAUGAUGUGGCAAGAAUAAGAACUAAAUUUAAAGAUGAUGGAUCAAAGAAAAUUCCUGGGUGUACUUCGAUUGAAAUAGAUGGUAUUGUUCAUGAGUUUCUUGCAAGUGAUAGAACACAUCCCAUGAGUGAUCAAAUCUAUGCAAUGUUGGAAGAAACUAAUCGGGUUCUUGAAAAGAGUGGAUAUGUUUUGGAUACAUCUUUAGUGCUUUAUGACAUGGAUGAUGAAUGGAAGGAAGGGCAAUUAUGUCAACAUAGUGAGAGAUUAGCAAUUGCUUUUGGGUUGAUUAGUACUAAGCCAGGGACAACGAUUAGGAUAAUGAAGAAUUUGCGUGUUUGUAGUAAUUGUCAUUCAGCUACGAAGUUGAUUUCCAAGAUUUUUGAGAGGGAGAUUAUUGCUAGGGAUAGGAAUAGGUUUCAUCAUUUCAAAAAUGGGAUUUGUACUUGUAUGGAUCAAUGGGACAUCACUGCUGUAGAGAUAACCAUGCCAAAGAAGAGACGAGAUCACUCAGCCUCCACCGAUAAGUCCCGGCGUUCUCCAUACAAAUGCAACACCAAAAACAAAAACCCAUCAGAAAAAGAUCAAAAUCUAAAAGAAUGGGAAGAAGCUAAAUGCCCUGUAUGUAUGGAACACCCUCACAACGCCAUCCUUCUCUUAUGCUCUUCACACAGCAACAAUUGUCGCCCUUACAUGUGUGAUACAAGCCGCCGCCACUCCAAUUGCUUCAACCAGUUCCGCAAGUCCUUUGUAACUCCUGCCACCACAUCGGAGCCACCGUCCACCGCCACAUUCCAGGAGUCAAAAAUGGUAUGUCCGCUCUGUCGGGGGCAGGUAAAAGGGUGGGUGGUGGUGGAAGCCGCCCGUGAAUUCAUGAACGCGAAAUCAAGAAGCUGCUCAAGUGGAACGUGUGAGUUUUCCGGGACGUAUUCGGAUCUAAGGAGGCACGCGAGGGUUGUGCACCCUCUGGUAAGACCAUCGGAGGCGGAUCCUGGGCGGCAGCAGGACUGGCGGCGGCUGGAAAGCGAGAGGAAUCUUGGGGAUUUGUUGAGAAACAUUACCCGUUUCAAUUUAGAAAAUGGUAACCUCAAAGCUUUAGUUUUGUCUAGCAAUUCUUUCACUGGUGGGUUCCCGGAGAAACUGUGCUCGAGGGACUCGAAUUUACGCCAUUUGUUUAUCUCCAGCAACCGUCUUUCCGGCGAUUUCCCUUUUCUGGUGCUAAUCUGUUCUUCAAUCGAAGUGGUGGGCAUUUCUGGUAAUAACUUUGGAAACGAAAUACCAUCUGGGAUUCACUAUCUAAAGAACCUCAUUGAUCUUUUACUCAACAAUAAUAGUUUUUCCGGUAGUUUACCUUCUGAAAUCGGAAACUUGAGUAAUCUGGUGAAUCUUUAUCUAUUUGGGAACAUGAUUAUAGGUCCUCUUCUUGAAACAUUCUCUCAUUUGAAGAAUCUCACCAUUGUUAAUAUUUCUCAAAAUCGAUUCUCGGGUUCGAUUUCGCCUCUUAUGGGGUCCGAUUUGUUGUUGUUGUUCGAUUCGACUAAUAACAGUUUCUCCGGGUUUAUUCCUUCAAAAUUAGCGAGGUUGACCAGGCUUUCCGGUGGGAUGCCAGAAGAGAUUGAGAAUCUAACUGGCUUGAAUGUUCCGAAGUUUUUCAAAGAAACAAUCUCUCCGGGGAAAUUCCUUGAACACUUGGCGAGUGUAAGAAACUGUUCGAGCUUAGGCUAUCAAAGAACUUGUUCACAGAGAGCAAUCAGAGAAGAGAUCAUGGGAAAUGAGAUUUUGAAGUUAAGGGAAAGCAAAAGAGAGAUGGAGAUGGGGUAA
This is a messenger RNA of Lactuca saligna, 3279 nucleotides long. NCBI's taxonomy places the organism in Eukaryota, Viridiplantae, Streptophyta, Magnoliopsida, Asterales, Asteraceae. The record is from the annotation of a GenBank genome assembly.